AUGGCUAUGCAAAAUAUAUUUCGCAAAAGCUUGCUGUGUACCAGGAAACCCGGCUUAAAAUUAGCGACGUCGUUUGCCCAGCCGUUACGGUUAUCAAGCACCGUGGGCGGCUGUAUACUACCGACGAAAGCAAAGAAAGCGCCCAGCAAACCUAAACUAAAACGCAAAUGCAAACUACAAAAAAUUGCCAUUUGCAGUGAGGAAGCUUUGGCGGCAAAGAGGAAAACAAGGCCUUGUAAAGAAAAAAUCAUACCAUCGAACCUUGAAAACCCCGAGUGCUGUAAUAAUCCAUGUGUCGAAAUGCAUCCACGAUUUGAUGAUUUGUAUUAUGCGCCGUCCGAGAAGAAUAAACCAUAUCAACAAACCUGGUGUGAAUUCAGCGGUUUUCGAAUAGAAAAACACCCCACAUGUUGCUAUGAGCAGGACGAUAUACCACUGCCGAAGCGGCGGAAGUUGGGCCAUAAGGAUAUUUCUCAAUCACAAGUGCGUGAUAUUGCAAGGCAAUGUCCCAACAAUUUGAAUCCGAAAUGUUGGAAAAUUAUUUGGCCUGGUUGUCGUACGAAAAAAUGCGACUUCAAAUGCCACGACUUCCCUGGGCCGCAAGAUUGUUUGAAAGUCUGUACACCAUAUCCGAGCUUUUCGGAAUGUGACAAACCUCUUCCCAAGGCAUUACCUCCGGUAGAAUGCGAUUGUCUCAACACCAAAGGUUAUUGCCCAAUGCAACAAAAAGAAAAAGCGUAAUGUAACUAAGAAACUUGAAAUAAAUAAUUCGAUAGUGCAAAGUAAAAUUUAU
Molecule: messenger RNA, 793 nt
Organism: Rhagoletis pomonella (apple maggot)
Lineage: Eukaryota; Metazoa; Arthropoda; Insecta; Diptera; Tephritidae
Exons: 1
Coding region: 1-741 (246 amino acids)
Source: RefSeq, a predicted model, not a curated record